This is a messenger RNA of Eriocheir sinensis (Chinese mitten crab), 5483 nucleotides long. RefSeq lists its product as uncharacterized. The record is from RefSeq and is a predicted model, not a curated record. NCBI's taxonomy places the organism in Eukaryota, Metazoa, Arthropoda, Malacostraca, Decapoda, Varunidae. The coding region runs from base 143 to 3427 and encodes 1094 amino acids. The transcript has 13 exons.
CCCCCCACCCCCCCGGCAGCCUCCAUCUUCCCUCCCUCGCCCAAACAAACCACCAGCUGACCAACACGGCCGCCGCUCCGCCUCGCUAGAACGGCAUCACCAAAAGAGAGAAAGAGAGAGAGAGUGAGACGAGUGUCCAGCCAUGUCUGUCGAUCAAGGUCAGAUGACCCAGGAGGAGAAGGAGCAGUACCUCAACCAGAAGAUGGAGAACAUGAGGAGGAAGAACGAGGAGCUGCUCAAGAGACACCAGGAGAUCGAGGCUGACAAAAUGAAUGCAGACAAGUUCAGCUCCACGGUGAUCAUGGACGAAGUGAAGCCGUACGUCAUGAAGGUACCGCGGCCCCGCCUCGACCGCCCCGAGAGGCCCCGGGAGGCUGGUGCUGACCCUGCCCUGUCAAACCCACCCACACCCCGCCCAUCUGAUGUCAUGCUUUCCAGACAGAGGCUCUCCCAGGGAGACGCACCACCGCCUGACCCCUGCUACCGCUUCCUCUCCGACCCUGAGAGAGACGGACUGGAAGAAGGAAGGGAGAGAGGAAGGGGGCAGAGAGAGAGGGGAGGGAGAGGGAGGGGAAGGAGGGGCAGAGGAGGAGGAGGAGAUGCUUAUGAUGGUGCUGGGGAGGAUGGUGAGAGAGGAGGAGGGAAGUGGAGAGAGAGAGGUGAGGGAGAUGGAGGAGGAGGAGGAGGAGGAAGAUGGAGGGAUAGGGGAGAAGGAGAAGGAGGUGGAGGAGAGGGAGAAGGAGGUGGAGGAGAGGAAUUUAAUCAAAGGGAGUGGGAUAAAGAGGGAAGGGGUGGGAGGGGGUACAGUGGGAGGGGGAGAGGAAGGGGGGAGGGAAGAGGAAAAUGGAGAGACAGGGGAGAAGAUGGAGAGGGAGAUGGGAGGGAAGAGUUAGGUUACAGGGAGUGGGAUAAUGAGGGGAGGGGUGGGAGGGGGUAUGGAGGCAGGGGGAGGGGGAGGGGGGAGGGUAGAGACACUUACUAUUCAUCUGACAGGGGGUAUGGGGGUAGGGGAGGGAGAGGAAGAGGCAGGGACAGGGACAGGGAGAGGGAGAGAGGGAAGGCAGACUACUCCUACUCCACUCCGUCCAGCCACUCUCAGGACAUUAGACAGGGGGGCCAGGGGGAGGGUAGACAGGGGGGCCAGGGGGAAGGUAAACAGGGGAGCCAAGUGGAGGGUACACAGGUGAGCCAGGUGGAGGGUAAACAGGGGAGCCAAGUGGAGGGUAAACAGGGGAGCCAAGUGGAGGGUAAACAGGGGAGCCAAGUGGAGGGUAAACAGGGGAGCCAAGUGGAGGGUAAACAGGGGAGCCAAGUGGAGGGUAAACAGGGGGGCCAGGUGGAGGGUAAACAGGGGGGCCAGGUGGAGGGGAGUGAGGUGAAGGAGGAGAAGAAGGAAGGGGAGGUGAAGGAGAAGAAAUUCACCUUUGCAUGCAGGGAUAUAAGGUACUACCCUGAUGAUGGGGACAGGGGAGGGGAUAGGGACGGAAGGGAUGGGAGGGAUAUGAGGGACGGAAGGGAUGGGAGGGACAUGCGGGAUGGGAGGGACAGGGGCUAUGGCUACCAGCAUCCCCAUGAGGAGUAUGAAGACAAGGGGAGGAGCUGGGGAAGAGGAAGACACAAUUAUGAACACAGGGGAAGAGGAGGAAGAAGAGGAAGGACACAGCACUAUGAAUACGAGCGCUGGAAGGCCGAGAGGGAUGCCAUUGAUGAGGCUCGACUGUCCCGUAGCCGCACCAACGGAGGGGCCUGGCGGAGGGAGUGGGACAACGACAAGCUGGACCAGGGUGACCAGGAGGACACCUCAGGGCCCAGCUAUGACCCCAGGUACCCCAGGAGCAAAGGGGAAGGAAUCCGUCUGGGUGACUUCAUGACGUCUGGAGAGCCGCAGGAGGCCGGGUCGGGGCAAGGGGGCCGGCAGCAGGGGGAGAGGCGGGGAGGGGGAGGCCGGGGACACAGGGGCAGCGGCAACAGGAACAGGAGUCACUUUGGAAACCCUGAACAUAGCGGCCACCAACACGAGCAGGAGAUCAUGACCGAGCUGGACCCUGACACAGUGUUCCGAGGCCGCCGGGUGGAGGGCCACGGGGACCACUUCACUGUCUCUGUCAACACCUCCUCCUCCAGUCAGGGUGAUGGCAAGUUUGUGAGAGUCGGGUCAGGGCGGAUGCGGAGGGGACCACAGGAGGGCUAUGUGGAUGGGGGUGAGCAGGGCGGUGGUGGUGGUGGAGGAAGGCAAGGAAGAGGCAGAGGGUAUAGUGGUGCUAAGAGAGGUGGUGGUGGUGGUGGAGGAGGAGGUGGAGGAAGAGGAAGAGGACGAGGAAGAGGAAGGGGAGGAUUCCAGUCUAAUAAAGAGAACUCACACUUCGAUAACCAAACCUACUACUACCAACAACAAGAUCCACAAGAACAACAACAACAACAACAACAACAGCAGACAGGGUGGAGAGAGGAGAGGAAGUGGGAAGAGCAAGGAGAGGGAGAUGGAGGGAUAGUGGAAGGGGGGAGCACAGACACCCCCGUCACUCCCUCCAGCCCCCCUUCAACCCCCUCCCAGACCCUUGCAGCCCCCAGUGUUGCUGCUGUGGAGAAUGAAUCUACAACAACAACACCUCCAUCCCCUUCUUCUGCUUCUCCUCCUGCUUCUGGGACCCAGCAGAUGUCCCCACCAGGCCCCCAGCAGGACCAGGGGACAGAUGACUCGUGGACAGAUGUGACCAGUGGAAAUGAGAGUAUGGAUGCCUCGGGGCUCAGCCAGGAAGGGACAGUGGAGGGAAUGGAAACAGAGUCAGGGUGUCCUGGGGCAGACAAAGACCCUGGGGGGAGCUACAAAACCCCUGAGGAGGUGAACAAGAACCCUGUGGCAGAGGAGGAAGGUGAGGAGUGCUGUGAGCGUAGCAGUGAGGAGGUGGAGGAGGGAGAGGUGCUGGAGGUGGAGGGAGAGGAAAAGGAGGUGAGGGAGGAGGUAACAAGGGUGGAUGAGUGGAGUGAGGGAGUGCAGAAGGAGGAGGAGGAGAUGAUGGAGAAGGAAGAGAAGAAGGAAGAGGAGGGCACUGGGAGUGGUGAAGGAGGAAAGGCAGCUGGUGAAGUAGAAACAAAGGAGGAAAGUGCACCAUCCACCCAGAAAGUGGAAGGAAAGGAGGAGGAAAGAGGAAGAGAAAGUGUGGAGGAGGAGGAGAAGGAGCAAGUGGAGGAGAGUCAUGAAUCAAAACAGGAGGUAGAAAGUUUUGAAGAUGCACAGGAAGAAAAUAUAGCAGAUAAGGAAGAAAAAACAGAAGAGGCUGAAACAAAACCAUGGAAUAAGGAGGAAGAGACAACAGAUAAGGAAAAAUUCAGUAAACCAGAAGAAGAAACUAAGAAAGUAGAAAAUAAUGAAGAAAAAGAACUGGAAAACCAAGUAAAGAGUGUUGAAGAGGCAGAGUCAAAAUGAGGCGGCCCAAGGCAACACCAGUGAUUAGAGAGAAACACCAGCAAAUAAUGAAAAAGAAAAGUGGAUACAUGCUUUUUCCCUUAACCUUGUGCUGAUGGCCAGCCUUCAUGAGGAGCUCCUGCCCAUUAGAAGUGUUAAGGCCAGAGAGACAGAAUCAAGAGGUGAGGCAAGCAGCAGCAUUGAGCAUAAGCCUCCAGCUCUUACUGGUGGUGGAGUGGUUAGAAUGUCUAGCUACAAAUCCUAGGGCCUGGGUUCGAAUCCCGACCUGGGCGGUUGUUGUGCAGCCCACCCAGCGGUUCAUCCUCCCAUUCGGGCUGGCCAGUAAAUGGGUACCCAGGGAAGCUUAGGGAAAGUAACUUUGGUGACUCAGAUUUCACACUGGUCUUGUGUUGUGUGGUAAUGGGCUAUAUCCCACCAAAGGCUCAAGGGCCAAUGUGACAGAGAUGAGCACUGAGGCCAUGCACAGCUUUAUAGUAUGGCAUCAACUUCAGCUUUACUGCCUUACUCAUUGUGCAUAAAGCAGCAAGGGAUUAUAAGGAACCCUGCAAUAGAGGAAAGACUGGGAAAUGUAAGCAGUUAGCAGUGACCUUAAAGGGAACUAUCUUGCAGGCUACACAGUAGUUACUUAAUAUUAGGCUUUGAUGUAAUAUUUCACACCCCAUCUAAGGGGAUAUAGUACUUUUAACAUGACUGGGUGGUUAAUAUUUAUUUAUGUUUUGUUUUAUUUAAGUGUUAGCUGUGCAUCAGCUGCCCUCCAGAUAAAAGGUGCAUGUGUUGAGGGACACACCUGCUGGCCCUCAGGUGAGGCUUGUAAUAAUUUAAUGAGAGUUCUCUAUAAUUUUGUUAGUUUAACAUUUAUGGUACUUAUUGACAAAUAUUUAUUGACACUUCUCAGAGCACUUUUAUGUACUUAAUAUUUAUAUAUUAACUUAAUUUUACUCAAUAUUGAUUGUAGAACUUCGGGGUAUAGUUUUAUUAUUUUAAUUUCUAUGUUACUCAAAACUACUGACUUUUCCCAAAGCACUAUAUAUAUAUUAAAUAUUUAUUUAUCGUCUGUGUUAAUUUGCUGUAUUUUAAUGCUUUCAUGAGUAGGGUUGCCAUAUAGGAACAAUCAAAAUUCUGGACACCUCUAACACUCAAGGAUGACCACUAUGGCCACGGCCAACACACAGUUUGGGCCUUCGAUAUUUCAUAUUUAGGGGAGGUGGUGGCUGAGUGGUCAGCGUGUGGGCGCGGUGUCCUGGAGGACCUGGGCUCGAGUCCCGCCCGCCGCUACAAGCUGACAAUUUUCAGUCAUUGCCGAGCGGACACACUGUACACUUGGCAAUGACUCAACUCAACUCAACUCUAGAUAAAAUCUCUAAAGAGGAACACAAAACAAUACCUCUUGUAAAACUGCAGUUUAGAAUCAGUAUGCAUUGCAGCAUGUAGACAAUGUUUUGUUUCUCGGUGUUUUAUGUGUUUGUAACCCAUCUGAGUCCAUGCACCGUGUCCCCCGCCCUCCCUUCGGCUGGGGAAUAAGUAUAAACGUAAUAGUCAUCGACGGCCAUGAAGAUCAAAAUCACUCAGAACACACAAAAAAACAUAUCCGAGAAACUUUGUCCACAUGUUGAAAUUCUUAAUGGUUUUGAAUGCUUAAUGAACAUCUCGUUCAUUCCUACCUCUUGGAGCACGGAAGUUUGUUCUGCAUCUCUGCAGUGGAUUUGCGCUUUCAUUUGGGCAUUUGUCAGGGCAGGCAGAUAGCAGUAGCUGUGCUGACAAGGUCACAAGACCACGAACAAAGAAAAUACUCACAUCUUUUCAAAGCUGGCGCAAGACUAACGCGACGCAGGCGGCGGCGGGCGGGGCGGCGCGGGGCGGGGCGAGCAAUGACCACGCAUAACGAACACCUAAAAGUCGCGACCAAAUCCAGACCAAAGCGGUGCCGCUCAGCGAACCCCCCCCCCCCCCCCACCCCACACACACACACACACACACACACACACACACACACACACACACACUAUCGUCAUUUCACACUACGGAGUAUGAUUUUUUUUAUUUUUUUUAUUUUUUU